Molecule: messenger RNA, 612 nt
Organism: Lottia gigantea (owl limpet)
Lineage: Eukaryota; Metazoa; Mollusca; Gastropoda; Lottiidae
Exons: 1
Coding region: 1-612 (203 amino acids)
Source: RefSeq, a predicted model, not a curated record
AUGGAGUUUGAAUAUAAAAAAUAUGGAUUUACAGCAAAUAUAAGAGUAUAUGAACCAGAUGAUUAUCCCUCUAAAAUGUUUGAUAGUGAUCCUCCAUCAGAAUUUCCUUUCCGAGGAAAAAUUGUAAUUGAAAUUAUUUUUCCUAUGCAGGUAAAAGUUGAUUCAAUAUUCUUCAGACAAAAAUCACUUUCAUCUAAUAAAAAAUUUAACGCUCGUAAAGUUCUUCAGUUUAUCAAUGGUACAGAAAAUGUAGAAACUAGAGAAUUAGAAAUUAACGAUGAAAACAGCAAGAAUUAUAACUUAUAUGAAAUUAAAACGAGUGGAAAAUAUAUAGAUAGGUUUAGAAUGUUAAUUUUACCAGAUAAAGAAAAUGAUUAUCUUUCAUUGAGUGAAUUUAAUAUGAUAUUGGAAACGGAAAGUCCACCAUCAAUGAAUAUUUUUAGAAAUCCAGAACCAAAAAAAGAAGCAAAUAUGAGUUAUCAGUUUUUACGAGCGACAGGCUUUGAAUACGUAAAACUAUAUUUUGUUAAUAAUAGUUAUUCAUUCGAAUAUACCUCUUCAACUGAUUUAUUUACCUCAAUCGAUAUUCAUAAAAGUCAACAAGAUAAAUAA